AUGAUCAAGGCCGCGGUUUUAGUUGUCCUUUUGGCUUUUCUGUGCAAUGCAACGCCAGUAAGGAUCGAGGGGGUGGCUAAGGCUCCAGUUGGUCAUAAAUUGGAAUAUUUGGCGGCUGUAAGUUAACCAAUGUAGUAGAGCACGGCCAUCUUUAUCUUUGAGAAGGAUGCAAAAACGGGGUCAGAGAAAAAACUCUUUUUAGAAAAUUUUGAUUUUAUUGUGCGAAAGUACCCCCACGUUAAAUUGCGGCAUCUCAGGUUUGGUGAGAAAUACCAGAAAACUGCAUUCGAAAGAGCAUGCCAAAACCCCUAUUAUCGCCUACAAUCGGCUAGUCUUUGGGCGGUUUGGCAACCAUUUUAGUACUUUUGAGUAGCAAAUUUUAAUUUUGAGCUCAUCGGUCUCGGUUGUAUCUGCAAAGCUCGAGCUGGGAAUCUCGCAUAAGCUCUAGGGCAUCCUUGAUAACCAUCAAUAUUGAUUGACCUUUUUUCAGCUCUGGCGUCACGGAGAUCGAGCCCCAAGCUCUGCCUUCAAGGGUGACCUGUACAACCAAAGCUAUUGGGAUAACGGCUAUGGCCAGUUAACGAAUGUAAGCACUCUAUCAAUUGUGUAAAGGUAAUGCGUUCAAUUCUAGUACGGAAUAGAGCAACAGCGCCAACUUGGCGAAUGGAUUUUCAAUCGUUACGUCGCAGAGCUGAGAUUUUUGCCAACCCAUUUUGAUGGGAAAGCUAUCAAGAUUCAGUCAACUUACUAUAAUCGAACACAUGAAAGUGCGCUCUACAACUUGAGAGGAAUGUAUGGCGACAACAUCACCUAUGAUGAGUUGGAUAUUUUUUCUAUCCCAGGCAACGAAACGGAUGUUGUCGGACUGCCUGAUUUUCAUUGCGCUUAUGCGAAUACGCUGUCAAAGGAAACACUCAAGACAAAAGAAGUCUCAGCGUUCGUUAAGAAACAUCAGGUAGGGAUGAUCGUUGAAAAUGUAGGAACAUUAUAGUACCUGAUCUUCUUCAACUGAUAAAAAAAUUUCAGAGAGUAAUCAGCGAGGUGGGAGAUGCUAUCAGCUUUAAUGCAUCAAAAGUUGUGCUGCUUUGGGCCAACCUUGAUCCAUUUGUUACCGAGAAGAAGAAAGGCCUGCGCCUGGCUCCGCAAUAUGAAGCUGACUACAAGGAAAUGCGAGAAAUCUAUGUUCGAGCAAUCAGAUUUACGUAUGGGUUGGGUAAGCGCCGUAGACCAGGGGAAUGUCAAGAUUUUACGCGGUUUUUUCUCUCAACACAAAAUUGGCGCUGAAUACAGAAUCUUAUUUUUAGAUAUUGCCCCUCAAAACGGACUUGACUGGAGAUACGAAUCGGUUCGAAUGAACGCUGGCGGACUGCUCACCCGAGUUUACAAUGACCUCAAAGCCAAAGGCUCCUGCAACUUUUUGAAUCAACAUAAACCGAGCUGCAAGGAAGAUGGAAUAAAGGACUUGAAAUACCGAGUUUUCUCGAUGGUACUAAAGUCUUUUUGUUUAUGAUUCUGCAACUUUUAGCACGACACAAACAUGCUAGGACUUCUCAAUAGCUUCGGCUUCCCAGAAGUUGAUUACGAUAGGAAUGAUAACGUUGAGUUGGCCAGCUCGUUCUUUAUUGAGCUGUGGAGAAGCCAGCUGACCAGUCAGCGAUAUGUCAAGUUGAUUUAUCGACGAAAUGCCACGGAAAUUUUUGAUGUCAGCAAUCAAAUCAGUGGUUGCAAAAGCGUGGGAAAAGGUCUUGGCUGCAGUCUGGAAAGCUUUUUGAAGCGAACAGAGAAGUUUGUCAUCCCCGACUUUGAUGAGGUAUGUCAAGGAAGGUUUUGCUACUAACUUCAGGGUUUAUUUUCAGUAUUGUGCCACGCAAUUCAAGGAAGAUUCUGAAACGACGACUGUUUCCGAAUGA
Molecule: messenger RNA, 1910 nt
Organism: Bursaphelenchus xylophilus (pine wood nematode)
Lineage: Eukaryota; Metazoa; Nematoda; Chromadorea; Rhabditida; Aphelenchoididae
Source: the annotation of a GenBank genome assembly